UCUACUCACUAUCGGACCCCUCAAAAGAUUAAGCAACACAACUGUUGUGGACUUAACACGAAAUACUAAUCUAACCUGCAUAAUGCUGAAGAAAGUGCAAGGCCCGGCCGACGUGGACGCGUCGCGCAUUCUUGUGAAGGGUCCCGAGUUUCUGAGGAGACAGAUGGAGCGAGAAAGCGAGGCGAAUAAAGGACGCGUCAGUGCGGUGGAGAGGCUAGCAGCCAGUAAACCUCAAUAUGUGAAAAGCCAACAAGUGGUCGGUUCCACUCAGGUAUCUGUCAUCAGCGUUGGGUCUACCUCCGUGAGCAGCCAAGGGUCUUCGAACGGACACGGUUCCAUUAAAAACACCGCUAACGUUGAUGUUGAGGAUACACGGUCGCCUGAAGGCGAUAGUAAUGUGGCGAGAAGGAGCAGCUCGAAGAAACGAGACUCGAUUUUACUAUACAGACAAAAGUGUGAACUCUUAAGAGGAUCGCCUGGUGGGAGUAGGAGAUUAAUUAAAAAGUCGCUAUUCACUAUUAAAGACAAGACAAACACGUUUUCGGAGGCGCGCGGUGGUGAAUGCGCCACACGAAAAGCCACUCGGGUAACUUUACCCGCCUCAAACGACCACUCAGGUGAGAUAAACGGUGAGCCGAAAGGACCUCCUCACAGGAAAGUCACUGAAACCCAGGAGCAGGAGCGCAGGAGCCGCAGGGGGGUGGCGCGCUCCAGCUCUGACAUCAGCUCGCGCUACUCAAAAAACUUCGCGGACUUCGACGCGUUCUUCAAAUACUGCGGGCUCGAUGGUGACGUCAUCGAGUCCCUGGGCACUGAGAACUUCUCCGCGCGCUCAGAAGACCUCGGCUCCAAGAUCCGGAGCAUCAGUGCCUCGACUUCAGAUGACGGGUUCUCGAGGAGCAGCGACGGCCUGCAGGAGGAUGAGCUGCAGGAGACUGUGCGUCAGGGGUCGUCGGUGGUCGAGCGCAACGCUCGGAUCAUCAAGUGGCUUUACAGUUGCAGAAAUGCGGCGGAGUCGGGGAAGACUCUUCGAGAUCUGGAUUGAUUUGGGUCAUGUUAAAAGCGUUGGUUUGGCCAGUAGCACGCAUAAAAUGACCCGCCACCUUAUAGCACGUGCGUCUGCAAGAUGUCUGUAAAAGAUCACUUGAUCUGGAAAGCUGCUGUGUACAACAUCUGACAGACGUCUGUAAAAUGUCAGUUUUAAAUACAUUCUAAAUCAUAAACAUCUUGAAGACAUCUAGUUGGCUGACAUGUUCAUUUCCUUCAUAUUCAACUAACUGGCUAAUUGAUCAAUUUCUUAUGAGGUUUUAGAAUGGUGGUUUAAGAUUUAUGAGUAUGUCUGUGGUUAAUGUUUUGUUGUAUAAUUGCAUACAUUUAAACCUUACACCUGAAAGCAUCUGGUACAAAUUUCUAUUUAGGCACAACAACAGUUCCGUCAGGCAUACAUGUCCUUCUGGUAGUUUUAGUCUUUAUUUAGCAGCUUGUUAGUGUGCAAUUUAUGUUGACAUUAAUAUUUCUUAAGGGAAUGCUAAGUACAGACCGUACUUUACUCAUAAAUCCAAAACCACCAUUCUAAAAACCCAUAGGAAAUUCCAAAGAGAGCACAUGGUUGAAAAAUGGCUAAUUAUCUUGCUGGUUUUAGGACCUCAAACUGCUGUACUGGUUUCGCUGUUUUGGCUAAGCCUUUUGUACAUGACAGUACUUGAUCCUGGAACUUGAUCCUGGAAUCUAUGGAUAAAGUAUAGUUUACAGAGACAAAUGACGUUCAAGCCAAACAGGCCAUCAAGCCUGUCAGCAAUGGAAUGCUGAGGGUAGCUUCUGGCCCUGAGAUAUGGAAAGAUAUGGCUUCCAACAAGCACUUCUGUCCAUUGUUUUGCAACAACGGAAACGGUGAACAAAAAGCAAGUACAUUCACACCCAAUGUGGGUGUAUUUAAUUUGUGCCACUGUCACUUUAGUUCAAAGAUGAGGUGUCUGUGUUUAUUCUGUUUGACUGCUGACUGUCUAGUCAUAUCUUCUCUGACUCAAUAUGCCUUGCAAAUAUAAAAUGGUAUUUCAAGUAACUUAAUAAAGUGUAUGCAUUGUUGAGUCAAACAACCUGACACUCUAUAUGCAAAAAUGCUAUGAUCAUGUACCAGUCAAUAAAAC
Messenger RNA from Carassius auratus (goldfish), 2147 nucleotides. RefSeq names its product protein FAM110C-like. Bases 83 to 1045 code for a protein of 320 amino acids. The transcript has a single exon. Lineage: Eukaryota; Metazoa; Chordata; Actinopteri; Cypriniformes; Cyprinidae. The record is from RefSeq and is a predicted model, not a curated record.